Molecule: messenger RNA, 3325 nt
Organism: Amphimedon queenslandica
Lineage: Eukaryota; Metazoa; Porifera; Demospongiae; Haplosclerida; Niphatidae
Exons: 4
Coding region: 188-3286 (1032 amino acids)
Biological process (GO): nucleoside metabolic process
Cellular component (GO): cytosol
Molecular function (GO): methylthioadenosine nucleosidase activity; adenosylhomocysteine nucleosidase activity
Source: RefSeq, a predicted model, not a curated record
UGUAUGGUAUUAUACUUCUAUCAUGAUAAAAAAUUGUAUUAAAGUAUUUUUGUGACAAAAAUGUUUUAUGGAACAUUCAUUACAAUUUGGUUCAGUAUAAUUAUUUAUUUUUGUAGAAGAGACAACAGUUGAUUUUGAAAAUCUCAAAAAAUCAGGUAUUCUAGAGAAGUGGUGUACAGAAGGUAUUAUGAAGCUGGAACUGACUCGUGUCCAUAUGGUCGGUCCUGCUGGAUCUGGUAAAACGUGUGCGCAACAACUUCUACUUAAUGAACCACCUCCCACAAAAUCUGCUACUUCUUCUGAUCCACACUCUGAUGUCCGAUCAGCCACUAGCUCACCACCUGCCAAGUCUACAACUGAAGCACAAUCCUCUGGCCUCACUCUAGCCACUAAACAUACCACUGACAGUACACCAAUAGCUUGUAAAGCUGUCAAAGCUCUUAGAAUAGCUUCUCAUGAUGGUACAGAGACAUGGAACAAAAUUACUGAAGAUAAGUUACUAGAAAAACUAGCAGCAAGUUUAAAAGAAGCUAAAGAAAAUGCAGCCGCUCAACAAAUUCAGCCACUUUUGAACAAAUUAAAGGAUGCCAAAAAGGAAGCGCAAGAAACACAAGAGGAACAUCUCAAUUCUGGGAAUGAAGAGCAAAUUGAUUCGGAACCUAAUUCAAAGCAUUCAUCCUCUGAUUCAAGGAAAUCAGAGGAUUCCAAAGAAAGUAAGCAAGAAGAAACACCACAAGGUGAUAAUGAUGCUGGAGAUGUACUUAAAGAUAUUGCUGAUCUCAUACCUAAAGCAGGAGCUCAGUUAAGUGAGAAGUGGGUAUACAUUGUUGAUUCUGGUGGUCAACCAGCAUUUCAGGAGCUGCUACCAUUGUUUACUAGAGCAGCUACUCUUAAUGUCAUCACACUUGAUAUUUCAAAAGACCUUGAUGAGAAGUUUGAGUUUAUGUAUCGAUUUGAUGGACAAAACUUUCCAUGUGACAGAGGAAUGAAACAUACAAAUCGUAAAGUUUUCAAUUCUGUUGUUUCAUCAGCAUCAGUUCAAAAACCAAUUGAUAUUCCAUUUGUAAAGCAUCAACCUAAACACUCAAUGUCUUUUGUCCUGGGUACUCACUAUGAUGUUUUGAUUGAAAAAAACAAAAACAACAAAGAAGCUGCUAAGGCAGAGGUUGCCAAGAUGAGUGAUGAUUUGAUGUCUGCAGUGCCCCAUUUAACAAAACGUAUUCCCAGUGUACAUAAAACUUCUGUCAUAUAUCCAGUUAAUACAUUACAAAAAGAUGAAAGAAUGCAAAGUAGCAAAAAUAUUUUAGAGACAAUGUCAAAGUUCACAGAGGUUACCAUUGAAAUAGAAGUCCCAGUUCGUUGUUUUGCAUUUGAGCUAAGCUUAGAAAAAAAGGCAGAAGGCAAAGGCUUUGUUACUAGAGAAGAAGCUAUUGAAGAAGGCAAAAAGCUUUAUAUGAAAGAAAAAGACGUUGAAAUAGCUCUAACCUUUCUUCACACUAGCACAAUCAUUUUAUACUACCCUCAGAUUGAAGUUGAACCAAAACUAGUAUUUGUUGAUCCUCAGAAAAUCAUCGAUGUUCUUUCACAUUUGUUAGCUCUCACUUAUGUCAGUUAUCCAAUACCAGCAACAAAACUGGUACCAAAAAUAGAUAAUACUGAGAUAUGUGAUCUAAAGGAAGGCUAUUUCACCAAAGAUCUUCUUGAAAAGUUUCCAAAAGUAUUCUCAGAUAAGUUCACAUCAGAAUACUUUAUUAGCCUACUUAAACAUCUUGACAUUGUUACACACAAAGCGUGGGUGAGGGCCGGAGAUAAUAAUAGCAUAGAUGAUAAUAUCUACUUCAUUCCUGUUGCUUUACCUGCCUACAAUGAUGAAUAUGAUAAUGAUCUACCUAAAAGUAUAAAGCCUCUUUAUUAUGUGUGGACGGAGGAAGGUGAAUCAAAAUCAAAGAACUUUGUUUUUGUUCCUCAAGGAAUUUUUAUUUUAAUUUUUGUCCAUUUGCUCAAAAAGGAAGAAAUUGAAUUUCGUCAAGAUCACUCAAUGUAUCGUGAUACCUUUUCACUUCGAAUCUACAUUAAAGGAAAACGUUGCACACUAUACAUCAUCAAUCGCUAUAGACAUAUUGAAGUCUAUUUCAAUGGUCCUAAGAACUAUUGUCCACAAGUCCGUAAGCUAAUUACUACAACUAUUAAUACCAUCAGUAGUGAACAGCAUUAUAAAAAUGCAUUUCCUUGCCCCAAUGGAAAUAAGCAGUGCUAUUGCAUUGUGAAUGAAGAGUAUAAGGUAGCAAAUUGCUCAAAGUGUGAUUUAAAUGAUAUCAGUGAAAGUGAUGAGAGUUACUGGUGCUGGUUUAACUCUAGCUCAGGAGCAGAGAAAGCAGAAUAUAAUGGAAUAGAACCAGACAAGACAAAAAAAGAUGAUCAAAAGCCUCCAGUUGUCAGUAGUGAAUUUUUUCCUGAAAUUAAAGACUUUGAGGAUGACAAGAAAAUGAAGAGGACAUUUUCGACACAACUAAUCAAGGAAGAGCAAGAGUUUAUAGAAAAAGUCAAUGUCAUUCUGGUGACUGCCACAAAAAACGAGUACCGUGCUGUGAUGGGUGCCACUGAUCCUCCUGAACAUGAUGGCAAAUAUAUAAAAGUCAUUAUAAAAGAAGAAUCAGAAAAAGCAUUUAUCCUAGGGAAAUAUGGGCUACAUAAUGUUGCAGUGAUAAUGACAGGCCAGGGUCCAAAGGAAACCGACAAAGUUCUUACUUCAAUACGAAAGAUAGUGAAAGCUAAGUAUGUCAUUGCUAUUGGGAUAUGCUAUGGAGCAAAGGAAGGCAAAACAAAAUUAGGUGAUAUCAUUGUUGCUGAAAGUAUUGUCGAUACUCAAAAUAAGCGUGAAGAAAAAGAUACAAUCAUUUUAGCUGACACAUACCACUGUGGAGAGAAACUGGUAAAUAUAUUCAAACAUGACAAAGACUUUGGAUAUGAAGCAGAUAAAUCAGUUGAAGUUCACGUUGGUGUCUUGGUCUCUGAGUUCACGUUGCAUCGCAAUGAAGAAGAAAAACAGAAAAUAUUAAAAUACGUCCCAAAAGCACUUGGAGGAGAAAUGGAAGCAAAUGGUAUACAUCGGGUUGCUGAUAGAGAAAGAGGAUUUGAAUGGAUAGUAAUAAAAUCUAUCGUUGACUGGGGGAAUGAAGACAAAAACAAAGAUUGGCAACCAUUUGCAGCUGUCUUGUGUGCAAGGUUUGUCCUAAAAUACUUUAAUGAUCCCGUUCGUGAAGGUGACCUACUAAAGGAACAAUAAGCAUUACAAUUUCUAAUCUAAACUAGAUGUAGCUAGACA